AUGGUGGUGUCGUUCACCGAAAGGAAAAACUUCGGCAUUGACUGGUCUAUGGUGGAAUCAUUACCGAACUUCAAAUUCAGAGUGCUACGGGGGCAAAAGGAAGGACUCAAUUGCGCGGUGUGCCUGAACAAGUUUAAGGUCGCGAAGGUUCUCCGGCUAUUGUCGAAAUGCAAGCACGCGUUUCACGUGGAGUGUGUGGACUCGUGGUUGGACGUGCAUUCUAUGUGUCCUCUCUGCUGCUAUUGCAUGGAUCCAGAGGACAUUUUCUUGGUAGAGGAAGCAAAGCCUUUCCACCAAAGUCAUCAACAACAGAACAACGAUCAGGGACGCGUGUGUUUGAAUCUGGACCUGGAGAAGCAGGGGAUAGUAAAGUCUCGACAGAGGCAUUUGUUCGUUCGGGGUGGGGGAAGGAGAAACAACAGAGGAGUAGCAACAGAGUCGGAGGUGGACGACGUCAUUUAG
This is a messenger RNA of Glycine soja, 462 nucleotides long. Its product is annotated as RING-H2 finger protein ATL43-like. Lineage: Eukaryota; Viridiplantae; Streptophyta; Magnoliopsida; Fabales; Fabaceae. The transcript has a single exon. The record is from RefSeq and is a predicted model, not a curated record. The coding region runs from base 1 to 462 and encodes 153 amino acids.